Molecule: messenger RNA, 510 nt
Organism: Chenopodium quinoa (quinoa)
Lineage: Eukaryota; Viridiplantae; Streptophyta; Magnoliopsida; Caryophyllales; Amaranthaceae
Exons: 1
Coding region: 1-510 (169 amino acids)
Source: RefSeq, a predicted model, not a curated record
AUGCCUCACUAUUCUAAAUUUUUGAAGGACCUUUUUAAUGGAAGGAGAGAAGUGGAGACUGUAAACCUCACCGCUAAUUGUAGUGCUAUUCUUUCUAGCAAGCUCCCUACAAAGUUGAAAGACCCCGGUAGUUUCUUUAUCCCAUGUUCUAUCAAUGAUGUUCAUCUUGGGAAAGCCUUGUGUGACUUGGUUGCAAGUGUGAGCCUUAUGCCUAUUUCUGUUUACAAAAAACUAGGUGUACUUAACCUUUCUCCUACAAACAUCACCCUCCAACUUGCCGAUCGUUCUAUCAAGUUACCCAUAGGGAAAGUGGAAUACAUCCCUCUUAGAGUUGGCAAGUUUACCUUUCCCGUUGAUGAGAGAAUCCCCAUCAUUUUGGGUAGACCUUUUCUUGCUACUUUUAGGGCUAUCAUCAAUGUGAAAGAUGGUAAGAUGACUUUGAAGGUUGAUAAUGAGUCCAUUGAGUUUGAUUUGAAUAGUUUCAUGAACCAACCUUCCUCAUCUAAUUAA